Molecule: messenger RNA, 1849 nt
Organism: Microplitis demolitor
Lineage: Eukaryota; Metazoa; Arthropoda; Insecta; Hymenoptera; Braconidae
Gene: Syn1
Product: beta-1-syntrophin
Exons: 8
Coding region: 53-1849 (598 amino acids)
Cellular component (GO): intracellular anatomical structure; dystrophin-associated glycoprotein complex
Molecular function (GO): protein binding; structural molecule activity
Source: RefSeq, a predicted model, not a curated record
UGUGGAGUACUUGAAAGAAAAACGUUUUACUUCCUGUUCUAACGGAAGUCUUAUGCCCAUACACGCUCGAAAAUCGCGGACAGUCUGCGAAGAAAUCGAGAUGGUUGAGCUGAGUGGCAGCAGUCAGCCAACAGUGAUGCUGGGACAAUUAAAUACCGGUGGAUUGCCAAGUCUAGGUACAUCAGUACCCGGAUCGUCUUCAUCCUCGUCAACGACAACAACCGCGGCGUCCUCGUCAACAACAACGACAACAAGUCGGGCGGGUAUCCUGGAGACCCAAGUACGAAGUCAGUGGUACCGCGUGUUUGUUUCUCUGGAGGAGGACUAUCUGAGCAUAUCCCUCGACGAGAGUUACGAGCACAUAUUCGCGGGCAAUGGCGGUCCGCUAAACGGCAACAUAAAUAACAAUAAUAUUGACAGUCUGAAUGAUCCGGACGUACCGGACUCGGUGGCAAAUCAGAAGCGCAUUGUUCGCGUUGUCAAGGGCGACAACAAUGGUCUCGGUAUUUCAAUAAAGGGCGGGAAAGAAAAUAAAAUGCCCAUUCUCAUAUCCAAGAUCUUCAAAGGUAUGGCUGCUGAUCUUACAGAACAGCUUUAUGUCGGUGACGCUAUUCUCGCGGUGAAUGGCGAAGAUCUACGUGAAGCCACUCAUGAUGAAGCUGUCAAGGCUCUUAAACGCGCUGGCAAGGUUGUGGAACUCGAGGUGAAAUAUCUACGAGAGGUGACGCCGUACUUUAGAAAAGCUUCAAUAAUUCAAGAAGUCGGCUGGGAACUUCAACGGGGAUUUUUAAGUGCGACUCCACCACCGCCGAAAUCGCCACCGCGAGCGGACACGCGUUAUCUUCCUCUGCAGCUCUGCAGACUUACCCGAGCUCAUCCAUCCUCUGAUCCCGAAGGUCGGAUUUUGGAACUCCAUUCGCCUGACGGAGUCCAUGAGUGCUGGCUGAGGGCAGCCGACACAACUGAGGCGAAUGUUUGGUUCAAUGCACUCCAUUCAGCGUUGGCUUCGCUAACAUUGAGAGCUUUGAGGCUCGCAUCAGUGCUUCCGGAUCCUCCACAUCUCCAACACAUCGGCUGGCUGGCCAGACGUCACUGUGUUCAGAACGGACGAGCAUCGAGUGAAAGCAGCGAAGACGGGGCCGGCAGUAGUACGAGCAUGUCUCGAGUCGCCGGGAGUUACAUCGGUGUCAGUUGCGCCGGGGGAUGGCGGAGCGUCUUCGGGGCAGUAUCAAGCCGGGAGCUGAGGCUCUAUGAAUGCGCGCCCUGGAGCCCGGAGGCUUGGGCGUCACCGAGCAUCACGUGUCCACUUAUAGCCACCAGACUUGUUUCAUCGUCAACGCGAAAUAAUGAAGCCGGGUCCAGCAGCGGCAGCAGUAAUAGCGGAACAAUGAACGGAGCAACAUUUGCAGUACGUGUUGGCACCAUAGACGGGGUUAUUACACAUCACCUGAGGGCUGAAACGCGAAGAGAUUUAGCUACCUGGGCGAGGGCAAUAGUUCAAGGAUGUCACACAGCAGCUCUCUCGUUACGUGAAUACACUGUCCGCUGUUUAUGGCAAGGUAGACCGUGUAAACUGGUCGUCAACACCGAAGAAGGUUUUAUGCUCUACGCAGCAGGUGCAAGACCCGUCAACGGAGCCAGUCCGGGAUCCCCACCGGCCCCGCUCUGGAAACGCUCUUUCGACAAACUGAGACUGUCUGCUGAUGAUGGCUCCAGAUUGUUAUGGCUCGACUUUAUCGACGACGACAAUGAGCUUGAGCUGGACCUCGAGAGCUGCCCCAAGCCGAUAGUUUUCGUUCUUCACAAUUUUUUGUCUGCUAAAAUCCAUCGCCUCGGAUUGAGCGCAUAG